Salvelinus fontinalis (brook trout) is the source of this 3339-nucleotide messenger RNA. RefSeq names its product oxidoreductase NAD-binding domain containing 1 (gene oxnad1). NCBI's taxonomy places the organism in Eukaryota, Metazoa, Chordata, Actinopteri, Salmoniformes, Salmonidae. Bases 88 to 1089 code for a protein of 333 amino acids. Gene Ontology annotation, molecular function: oxidoreductase activity. The transcript is spliced from 8 exons. Gene Ontology annotation, cellular component: mitochondrion. The record is from RefSeq and is a predicted model, not a curated record.
GAAAGAGCAGUCCGUCAAUCACUUCCGGGGUCAACAAAUCUUCCACAGGAAGGUUAUCUAACUAACUUGUAUAAUGAGGAAGAUCAUAUGAAACAUUAUCAUCACAUUGUUAAGGUGAAGUCACAUCCUAUCGCAAUGAGCGUCCCUUGUCUACUGUCCACGGCUGCUCGAAGCUUCACAUUGCCGGGAGCGUCCGGUGUGCUGCUACGCGGGUUCCGUGUAUUGUGCACUUGUUCGAUCACAAGGCAUUUUUGUUGUCUUUUCAGGAAAAUGUCAUCCAGAAGACAAAUGGACCAUCUAGAGAGGACAGCCAGCAACUACAGACAAGAUGGUGUAUAUCCGGCGCAGGUAUGUGGCAUCAUGGACGAGUCUGAGACAGUGAAACGCCUCCGGCUAGCUGUCCAUCCAGACUUCACUUUCAGAGCUGGCCAGUGGGUGGACUUCUUCAUCCCUGGUAUGGAGAAGGUAGGAGGAUUCUCUGUGUGCUCCAGUCCAGGUCUGCUGCAGAAAGAGGGUGUCAUCGAGCUGGCUGUCAAAUACACACAACAUCCCCCUGCACACUGGAUACACACCAAGUGCACCAUGGACUCCCAUGUAGCGAUGCGUGUGGGUGGUAACUUUUUCUUUGACCCCCUGCCCUCUGACCCCUCUGUCGACCUGUUGUUGGUGGCUGGGGGCGUGGGCAUUAACCCUCUAUACUCCAUCCUGCUCCAUGCCGCUGACCUGCUACGACAGAACCCCACUAACGCAGGGAGGUGCUACCACAUAGGCUCCACCCACCUCUGCUACAGUGCCAAGAACACACAGGAGCUGCUCUUCAAGAAAAGCAUCAUAAAUGUGUGUAAGGAAUUCCCCGAGAAAUUCUCCUGUGACUUCCACAUCACCGCACAGACCGCAGACAUCGACCAGGAACUCCAACCGUACAUGAACCGUGGGAGGCUGUCAGAGGGGGGGUUGCGUCGCCACGUCGACCCUAACACCACUCUGUGUUACCUGUGUGGCCCUCCACCCAUGAUAGAGAGCAUGGUCGAGACCCUACUCAGCCUAGGCCUAUCCCAGGAAAGGAUACUGUUUGAGAAGUGGUGGUAGUGUGUACUAGAGACAGACCUCUUCAUCAUCAUCUAACCCCGGCCUAACUAUCCCUGCUCUCUCCUCUAGUGCCUAGGAGAUCAGACCAAGCACCAGCCCACGUUACCAUGGCAACAUGUCAAGGACUAUUGGACCAUAUUUGUCCGGAGCUGCACACAUCAUUUUAUUUAUUUAACUUCACCUGAACAUGCGUCUAUACUAGGGCUGUGAAGGUCAGCCGGUGAUUGUCGUGUAUAACUGACCGUUAAUUAACAAACACAUUUAGCAUCUCCUGGCUUCCACUCAUAGCCUACAAGCCCCUGACGCUGACCGUUGGAACAUCUAGACUACUGUUUAAAAGUUUGGGGUCACUUAGAAAUGUCCUUGUUUUUGAAAGAAAGCACAUUUUUUGUCCAUUUUAAAAUAACAUCAAAUUGAUCAGAAAUGCAGUGUAGACAUUAAUGUUGUAAAUGACUAUUGUGCUGAAAACUACAGAUUUUUAUGGAAUAUCUACAUAGGUGUACAGAGGCCCAUUAUCAGCAACCAUCACUCCUGUGAUCCAAUGGGACGUUGUGUUAACUAAUCCAAGUGUAUCAUUUUAAAAGGCUAAUUGAUCAUUAGAAAACCCUUUUGCAAUUGUUAGCACAGCUGAAAACUGUUGUUUUGAUUUAAAGAAGCAAUAAAACUGCCUUCUUUAGACGAGUUGAGUAUCUGGAGCAUCAGCAUUUGUGGGUUCGAUUACAGGCUCAAAAUGGACAGAAACAAAGCCCUUUCUUCUGAAACUCGUCAGUCUAUUCUUGAUCUGAGAAAUGAAGGCUAUUCCAUGCGAGAAAUUGCCAAGAAACUGAAGAUCUCGAACAACGCUGUGUACUACUCCCUUCACAGAACAGCGCAAACUGGCUCUAAAAAGAGGAGUGGGAGGCCCCGGUGCACAACUGAGCAAGAGGACAAGUACAUUAGAGUUUCUAGUUUGAGAAACAGACGCCUCACAAGUCCUCAACUGGCAGCUUCAUUAAAUAGUACCCUCAAAACAUCAGUCUCAACGUCAACAGUGAAGAGGCGACUCUGGGAUGCUGGCCUAGGCAGAGUUCCUCUGUCCUGUGUCUGUCUUCUUUUGCCCAUCUUAAUAUUUUCUUUUUAUUGGCCAGUCUCAGAUAUGGCUUUUUCUUUGCAACUGCCUAGAAGGCCAGCAUCCCAGAGUCGACUCUUCACUGUUGAUGUUGAGACUUGUGUUUUGCGUGUACUAUUUAAUGAAGCUGCCAGUUGAGGACUUGUGAGACGUCUAGUUUGAGAAACAGACACUCUAAUGUACUUGUCUUCUUGCUCAGUUGUGCACCGGGGCCUCCCACUCCUCUUUCUUUUCUGGUUAGAGCCAGUUUACGCUGUUCUGUGAAGGGGGGAGGCAUGCGCUAUUUCUUGCCUUACUGAGCACACAAGCUUGGAGUCAUUCACAAGUGAUAGGCUAAAAUUGUCACCCAUCAGACUAUUCUUGAUUUAAUCUUGUCUUUAAGUGCAUGGAUGACAUUUAGUUUAUGUAAAUAGCAAAUGGAGGACGCUUUUCCUGUGGUUCAUUUUCAUGCCAGCCAGGUAGGAUAUACUUCUGUUGUAAAGAGAAGCAAUGUGCUUAAUAUAAUAAGUAAAUAUCGUAGACCUAGCCCAUAGAAAGCUGAUUGGAUCCUCUUUUUAAUAGAGGCCAUCAAAAAAAAAAAAAUCUCAGAAAUUGCAUAGCCUAUAGAAAUGUUGAGCAACAUGAGCUCAUGGGCUCUUACGAAGUUUGAUUACAUUUUCCAAUACAUUUGCAUUGAUGUCAGUGAUUAGAGGGACAAUAGAGCGCUAACCUAGUGGUUAGCAAGUUUGGUAGGCUACUAAUGAGCAUCGGAGCUUGGAGAAGCCUUGUUACGUGACUAAACAGUCAUGUUGAAUUUGACUGCGGUAAUGACUCGUGACCACUGGUGUGGCAGUAAUACGGUCACAAUAACAGCACAAGUCUCUACCAGGUACUAACUUGAACAAUUGGCUUGACUUGGGUACAACUUGAACAAAUUAAUGCAUCUUUACCAUGAAUAUUCACUUGGCUCAGGUGUUCAUCAAAUGCAAUGAACAUAAGUUGUACAAGGCUCAUUGCACUGAGCCUGACUGAUUUUGACCUCUGACCCGUGUGAAGUGCAGUAUAAAAUGUAUAUAUACGUUUCUUGAUGGUGCACAUUGCCCAGUGGAGAAACGUUCUCAACUGUUUUCUGAUUAUGAAAAUAAAUAAUUUUAUUCAGUGGA